GCCCGCCUGCACUGACCAUGUCUAUUGAGCCCUCCAUAGCCCGCAACGUCCGUGAACGCAAAAUGGGCGUUCAUGGCGGGCUCGAGGACGCUGAGUAAGGCGGUGACACUGAAGAUCUCUGCGCUUGAAGUUGAAUUUUUGACGAUAUAUAUUCAUGACAGACGAGGGUGAGUUGGUUGACGCCGCCCGCUUUGACGAGCAGCUGCCAUCAGGACCCACUCGUCAGUUCACAUCGAAUCUGCAUGCAUCUCAGCGCGCUCUCGCCUGGCAGCUCCAUCACAGAUCCAGCAUAGUCUAUCUUACUGUAAAUCUGGUUUAUUUGACGCGGUCGACGACAAUGUUGAACGCAUUCUUCGUUGUCCUGGCAUUGGCGGAGCCUGAGGCCCUGAGCCUGGGCGGGAGUUGCCGCGUGAUAUCGCUGCAAUCGUUGCUUGCACCGGCGAUCCUGAUUCCCAACCGUUGGGGGAGAGUUGCACCAUACAUAUACCUUCUCCUCGCUGAUCGUCAUCUAUCGUUACUCCCACCAUGUCCAAGUCCAAGUUCGAUAAGGCCGUCGAGAUUGUCCAGUCCCUCCCCAAGGAGGGGCCCAUCAAGCCUACUCAGGACGAUCAGCUCUUCUUCUACAAGUACUACAAGCAAGCUACUAUCGGCGAUGUGAAUACUCCCAGACCUGGGCUUUUGGACUUCACGGGCAAGGCCAAGUGGGAUGCUUGGAAAUCCGUUGAGGGAACCUCAAAGGAAGAAGCGUACACGAAGUAUGUCGAGAGACUCAUCGAGGUCCUCAAAACUGCUGGCACUGAGGAAGCCAACGCAUUCAUCGCGCAGAUCGAGGCAGCGUAAAGUUCGGAUGAUCAAGAACAUGCAGACAAUCAUCAUGUAUAGAUGUACAAUAUGUUUCAUAGCGGCGAUGUACAAUUGACGAAGAAUGUUCUCUGACACGACAUCCUGGCCUGCAUCGCACCAACAUUAGGGAAGAUUCUACUCCUGCAUCACUUCUAGGGCAUGCGCAUAGCUUAAGAUGACAACACCCCUUGAUGUGGCUGCUGGCCAAAAGUCAGGCCAUGUCCUUCGGCCAGAAUGCAAUGCAACUCCGUUGGGCAAGGCUUGGAACGUUACGGCACAUAUCACGUCUAUUGAAAGCUACUGAUGGAUACUAAUUCAUUCCAGUAGCACGGCCUUUUGAUCGCAAGUCAGGCCCGUAACCCUCUGGUGACGAGAGAAUUGCUUCUUGAGAGCGCUCCGAUUCAUAGGGGAGGAGUCGGGAGAAGCAAUCUGUCAAAGUCGCUUAGGGAUUAGUCCAGUUUCCAGGCAGCGUUUUCGAAAUUCUAUUCUGCAUGUGACGACUAUUCGAAGGGGCCCAACGCAAUACAAUGCGUAGCGAUUCAACG
Molecule: messenger RNA, 1388 nt
Organism: Somion occarium
Lineage: Eukaryota; Fungi; Basidiomycota; Agaricomycetes; Polyporales; Cerrenaceae
Source: the annotation of a GenBank genome assembly